Malus domestica (apple) is the source of this 1701-nucleotide messenger RNA. RefSeq names its product triacylglycerol lipase OBL1-like. Gene Ontology annotation, biological process: lipid metabolic process. The record is from RefSeq and is a predicted model, not a curated record. Gene Ontology annotation, molecular function: triacylglycerol lipase activity. NCBI's taxonomy places the organism in Eukaryota, Viridiplantae, Streptophyta, Magnoliopsida, Rosales, Rosaceae.
ACUAAAAAUGGAAUUCAGAUCACAGAAAAUAGACAUUGGACACUCAACCACUAAGAAGUACUCCAAGAUUCUCUCAUGGCUUCUUGUAACAAGAGUUUCUCUUGCAAAUACAUGUUGUUGGAUCCCAACGAUGUGGGAUUCUUUGAUCUGAUUCACAUCUUGUUUUCCAGUAAUUUGAAGAGGAGGAGGUUUGUCGACUCUUCUAUGGAUACCGAGGACGACCCUGACCGGAGGUGGCUCAUAUUUCUCUCCAUUGUGGUGCAAAAGUUGCUUCAGUUUGUGGCAACGCCAAUGGCAAUGAUUGGCAGGGGGAUCGAGCUCUGCUUGAACCUUUUCUCAAAUACUCAAAACUUGGUCGGGCUGCUCCAGAAUUUGCUGCGAGGUGAGUAUAUAAUACCAAAGAAAGACUCAAGAACGUUCGUGUCGUUCAUUGGAAAUUUGGACAAGCGAGUAGAGCUGGACAAAAGCAUCAAACAUGGAGAUGGUAGGUAUAAUGCAGCACUUAGUAUGAUGGCGUCUAAAAUAUCGUAUGAGAACAAAUUCUACAUCGAAACUACAGUCCUAGAUCACUGGAAGAUGGAGUUCGUGGGCUCUUACGACUUCCGGAAUGAUUAUCAAGGAAAAUCGACAACACAGGCAUGUAUUCUACGUGACAGAAGUGCCGACCGUGACAUUAUUGUUGUAGCCUUUAGAGGCACUGAACCCUUCGAUGCAGAUGCAUGGUGCACUGACCUUGACAUCUCCUGGUAUAAACUAAAAGGGGUCGGAAAGAUCCAUGGAGGUUUCAUGAAAGCUCUAGGUUUACAGAGAGAUGUUGGUUGGCCGGAGCCGGAGAAAAUCAAACAAGUGGAUAAGAACCCAGGCGGCUUAGCUUACUAUGCCGUUAGGGACAUGCUGAAAAUACUUCUGCUUGAAAAUGACAAAGCAAAAUUUAUAGUAACUGGCCACAGUUUAGGUGGUGCGCUAGCAAUUCUCCUUCCAGCAGUUUUAACAUUUCACAAGGGAAAUGAUUCAGAACUCCUGUUGGAGAGGUUGGAGGGAGUUUAUACAUUUGGGCAACCUAGGGUUGGUGACAAGGUUUUCGGGGAGUACAUGGAAAAGAAAAUGAAAGAGCAUAAGAUUAAUUAUUUUAGGUUCGUUUAUGGGAAUGACUUGGUGCCGAGGCUGCCUUACGAUGACAAGGCCCUAAUGUUCAAGCACUUUGGGAAGUGCCUCUACUAUAAUAGGGAAUAUGAAGUGCAGGUUCUUCCAGAAGAGCCAAAUAAGAAUUACUUCUCCCCAGAGAAAAUAAUACCGAUGAUGGCGAAUGCUUUUGGUGAGCUGGUAAGAAGUUUCACCAUUCCAGACAAGAAGGGACUGGACUACAAAGAAGGGUGCUUCUUUAAGAUGAUUAGGUUAAUGGGUUUGGUAAUGCCAGGAGCAGCAGCACAUUGUCCCCAAGAUUAUGUAAACGCCACCAGAUUGGGAUCCUCGGAUGUGUUUUUAUAGCUCAAGUAUUUCAUAUGAAAUUAACCAAAAGGCGCACACACACAUAUAUAGUCCUACAACUCUAGUAGGACUUAAAUGUAAUUUCCCUAUUAUUUAUUCGUUUUAAAUACAUUGCAUUUAUAUUUGUACAAACGUACGUGUUAGAACCCUACUCUACGUCUUCUACAAUUGAACAGAACAACAAUACAAACAAUCAAUAUCUCAUUAACUGCC